GUGCCAUGGCGUCAUCUUCCUCUGCCUCCUCCGCCUCUUCGAGCUUUCCCGGUGUAUCGCUAAUCCGCAUCGUGGGCGGGGUACCCGCUACUAACUUUGUUCGGGCACCGCAACGCCAGAUUGUACAGCCUCAGAGGACCAGCUUUCCUUCCCAGACCAUCCAGACGUUCCGCGUUCCCCAGCAGAUGCUUCCCCAGAUGGCGUCAUCAGUGGGCGGCCCAGUGCUUCAACAGAUUACGUCAUCCGUUGGCGGUGCAAUGCUUCCCCAGAUGACGUCAUCCGUUGACGGAGCUGUGCUUCCCCAGAUGACGGAUUCAAUUAGUGGCGCUGGUCUUCCCUUUGGUACCGUGAUAAUAGGCGGCGGACACGACAUUCCCUCCGUGGAUGUGCCAGAGCUUUACAAACCGGAUUUGCCUGAUUUCGUUUCAUAUGAAAACUGGAUGCACCCACAAACUUCCAAGAAAAUGUAA
This is a messenger RNA of Dreissena polymorpha, 470 nucleotides long. RefSeq lists its product as uncharacterized. The transcript has 4 exons. The coding region runs from base 6 to 470 and encodes 154 amino acids. The record is from RefSeq and is a predicted model, not a curated record. Lineage: Eukaryota; Metazoa; Mollusca; Bivalvia; Myida; Dreissenidae.